AUGCUUAUUCGUUGCUUGACCUACGCUUUACUGCUCGUGAGAGCUACAGCAGCCUUAACUACCGACAAAAACUCCGAGUCACUCACGGAGCUAGAAAAUUUAAUCGAACAGGCUGGAUCAACGCAGGAGAAUAUCUUGGAUGACAGAGCUACUGGGGCCAAGAAGAGGGGAGAAGCAUGCACUCGUGAUAAUCUCACAGUGCGUCGCCCAUGGGGCUCGUUAAGUAAAAAUGAGCGCAAGGCUUAUACUGAUGCCGUACUCUGUUUACAAUCAUUGCCGGCGAAAACUCCUGCUAGUGUAGCCCCUGGCGCUAAAUCACGGUACGACGAUUUUGUAGCUACUCAUAUCCUCCAGACGCCAUAUAUCCACUACACUGGGACCUUCCUUGCUUGGCAUCGCUGGUUUCUGUACAACUAUGAACAAGCCCUCAAAAAUGAAUGUGGCUAUAAAGGCUCCCAACCGUACUGGAACUGGGCUUUAUACGCGAACAAUCCGGCCGCGUCGCCGAUUUUCGAUGGCAGCGCGUAUAGCAUGUCUGGGAAUGGCGAAUAUAUCGCCAAGAAAGGUCCCAUAAUCCUGACUCUCGGCGACUUUGCCCCAGUAUACCUACCUGCCGGUACGGGAGGAGGAUGUGUUACAUCCGGUCCGUUUAAGCGAAUGAAAGUAAACUUGGGCCCCGUAAGUCUUCCCCUAAAUAACGGCUCAGUCUUGACCGGAACCGGAUUGGAAUACAACCCACGAUGCUUGACGCGAGAUAUCUCCGCCGGUGUUAAUUCUGCAUACGCAAAUGCUACCUCUGUUGUCAAUCUUAUCCUCAACAACAAGAACGUCGGGGACUUUCAAAUGGUCAUGCAAGGUGUUCCUGGUUCCGGCUCCAUCGGUGUGCACGGCGGUGGCCACUACACUAUAGGUGGCAACCCAGCUGACGACGUCUUCGUCUCCCCCGGAGAACCAGUCUUUUACCUUCACCAUGGAAUGAUCGAUCUAGUAUGGUGGACUUGGCAAGCUUUGGAUUACAAGAAUCGCCGGGAUGCCGUCUCAGGGACAGGCACUUUCUUGAACAGCCCACCAUCGCCAGACACAACUCUCGACGACAUAAUUGACCUUGGAUAUGCCGGUGGUGGUCCGAUCACAAUGAGGGAGUUGAUGAGUGUCCACGAUGGACCGUUCUGUUAUAUGUAUAUAUAA
This is a messenger RNA of Daldinia childiae, 1188 nucleotides long. RefSeq lists its product as uncharacterized. Gene Ontology annotation, molecular function: oxidoreductase activity. NCBI's taxonomy places the organism in Eukaryota, Fungi, Ascomycota, Sordariomycetes, Xylariales, Hypoxylaceae. Bases 1 to 1188 code for a protein of 395 amino acids. The transcript is spliced from 5 exons. The record is from RefSeq and is a predicted model, not a curated record.